Molecule: messenger RNA, 2181 nt
Organism: Penicillium odoratum
Lineage: Eukaryota; Fungi; Ascomycota; Eurotiomycetes; Eurotiales; Aspergillaceae
Exons: 4
Coding region: 1-2181 (726 amino acids)
Biological process (GO): regulation of transcription by RNA polymerase II; DNA-templated transcription
Cellular component (GO): nucleus
Molecular function (GO): RNA polymerase II cis-regulatory region sequence-specific DNA binding; DNA-binding transcription activator activity, RNA polymerase II-specific; zinc ion binding
Source: RefSeq, a predicted model, not a curated record
AUGAUAUCCCCGAAAGCCUAUUCACACAACGCCGGUUCACCGCCAGGUCCGAGCAAUGGAGCCAAGCGCAAGCGCAGAAUGUACUCAUGCUAUGAAUGUCGACGACGAAAAUUACGCUGUGAUCGUACAUACCCGGUUUGCAGUCGAUGUCAAAAAGCAGGAUACAGCGACUGUAUUUAUGAUGGGCCUCCACCCUCCACUUCUGCUCCCCUUGCAGCUUCUGAGGGCCCCGCACAACUCAAUGCCCCGGUGCCUGUGGGUAGGGCUAACUAUGAAAAUCUUCAACAGCCGGCGCCUGCUUUAGGUAAAAGCUCACUGACGAGCUUGGAAGCGGACCAGAAUACUGGUACCUGGCAGCUUCUUAAUGGGCGGGGGGCUUUCUCGGCUAAUCUUAAGAAUGAACGACCUGCGGUUAAGGGAGAUAAUGAGGAGCCUGCGUUCCCUGGUCGAACGCGUGAUUCUAUACGAAAUGUUAUCUUUCGUGGAGAGAAUUUCAGGACUCAGUAUUAUGGUGGGAGUAAUCCGACUAGUUUGAUCGGUCAUUUUCCUCAACUUCGUUCCUUCAUGAAAGAAGCGAUCAAGUAUCAAAAGUCGCUUUAUAAAGUUCAACAUGACUUGAAGACUCGACAUAAAAAAUGGAAAGUGGAGAAAAUCAACACAUUGUCCACACCUCAACUGGAUUUCACAUACCUUCUCCCCGAUCAGAGAACAAUUGAUGAACUUGUCCACCGAUACUUCACUACCUUUGAGUCUGUCUACAGAAUUAUGCAUGGCCCGAGCUUCUGGGAAGAAUAUGCCAAAUUCACCGCUAACCGUCUAUCAACAUCAUCUGCUUUUGCGGUCCUCGUCUUACUGAUAAUGGCCACUGCGAGCUGCAUUUCACGCAAUGAACAAAAUCUGUACAUUGGAGAUAGUUCACUGGGCCGAGAGCGUGCAAUAAUGUGGAUCGAAGCCUCUGAAUCCUGGCUCAGAUCUCACAGUCAGAAGAACGUAUACUUGGCCGUCUGGCAAAUCCGCUGUCUCUUGGUUUUAGCAAAACUGGUGAAUACAGUUAAGAAAAAGCGACAUUGGACCGAAGCCGGAAAUCUAGUGCGAGAAGCAAUGGCAGCAGGGAUGCAUCGUGAUCCGGGCCUUUUGGGUGAAAAGGUCUCCGCGUUCGACCGGGAAAUGAGACGGCGAUUAUGGGCCACAAUGACUGAACUGGAACUUCAGGCUUCGAUUGAUCGUGGAAUGACAUCUACAUCAGCGGGAGCUUUCGCUGAUACGAAAGGCGUUUUGAAUCUGGAAGAUAAGGAUCUUAUUGAUGAACCUGAUGGAUUGGAUACACAACGACCGGUGACAGAGUACACUGCGAGUUCGUUCCUCUAUUUCUCUCAUGCUAGCUUCCCUCUGCGCGUGUCCUUGAACUCGGUGGUGAACGAUAUGGGCUCUCCGCUGCGAUAUGAGGAAGUCAUGCAUUAUGAAGAGCUUAUCACCAAGGAGCUUCAGAAACUUCCCCCGUGGAGUUCUGUUAGGUCCCAGCCAAACGAGGGUGGACUCUCCCUGGUGGCAAGGACUCUUCUUGAUGUUCAACUCCGACAAUUUUUGAUCCUGUUACAUGCACCCUUCGCUCGGCAAGUUGAAAGCACUUCUCGACAUUCCUUCUCCAGGAUGGUUUGUUUCGAAGCCGCAUCCAUUAUUAUCGACCAAUACGCUCGACUCGGCGAAUACAAUAACCUGAUGCUGUUACUACUCCGACACGAUUACUUCCGGGCAGCAUUGGUGAUAUGCCAAAAUUCGUACAUUUCAAUCACUCUUCAAACCACAGAUGAUCUCCUUCUAAGCUCCAACACCCCGAUGUUCAUAGAUUACCUUGAAAAAGCCCUAUCAAUGCUCGAAGACCGUAUUGUACAAAUCGGCACAGGAUACACUCACCACUGGUAUAUCUCGGCCGGGCGUGCUCUUCUGAGAUUAACACUUUCGAUGGAUCAGUCAGUCCAUGAAAGUGGACAGGCUGUUGACCGGGUCGCAAGACAAUAUUACCGAGUGAUGUCUUCGCAGGUUGAAAUGGAACUUGCGAAGGAGAAGAUUAUAUCACUUCCCGAAAAUAGAGCUCUUUUCGAUCAAACGGAUAUGAAUGAUUUCUUCGGGGACCCAGAGGUCUGGGUAUUUGAUAGUCUGUACCCGAUGGAAACUAUGUAG